GUCGCUUUCUCAUUCAACUAGUGAACACGGACUCGUACGCUCCUGCUGCUGUUCUUUAGCCAAUCUAGCCCAGCCCAUCCGCAAUACACCCAACUCGCAACCGCCAUUAUUCCAUGAUGCUGAAACUUACCUUGCAAUUUUUCGCCAUCAUCGUUCUGAUUGAACGCGCUUACUCGUGGGGCGGAAGAUUCAAUCGCUUCAGUCCCGAAAUGCUCUCCAACAUGGGCUACGGUGGCUACGGCAACAACCGACAUUCACCCCAGCGCUUUCUUCCGGCCUCUUCAAUAGACCUUCUCGAAUCGAUGCUGCAGAGCGAAGAAGACGAAGAAAUGACAGAAGCCAGCAGCAACAAAGCGGCGGCCAGCUGCUCCGGAAGGCGCUGCUCGGCCAACGAGCACUGUUGCGCAGGAACCGUCUGCGUGGAUCUCGAUGGCCCUUCAGUUGGGACUUGUCUCCCGCACCACGGCCGGCGUGAAGGGUCGGCAUGCCAUCGCACCUCCGACUGCGAUUUUGGACUUCUAUGCGUCAUUUCCGGCGGAACUGGCAAAAUCUGCCAACAACCCUCAGAGAACGUGAAACAAUACAAUGAAGACUGCGCCCAGAGCAGCGAAUGCGAUGUAUCCAAAGGCUUGUGCUGUCAAUUGCUUCGACGCCACCGGCAAUCUCCACGCAAAGCUUGCAGUUACUUCCGAGACCCGCUGGUCUGCAUUGGGGCCGUCUCCGUCGACUCCGUCAAGGAGCAAAUUCAACACACGGCGAACGAAAAACGCUUGACUGAUCGAGCCACUAAUUAUUCGCGCAAAUAAACCCGGCGCGCGUAUAAAUCACUUUUACAUGGGCGGUCGCCAUCACCGCCCCCAAAAAAACGCAGAAUGGCAAUAUUCCAUUCUUUCUAAUCACACUAUAUAAUUCAAAAACAAAAUUCAAAAUAAACAACAUCUAUGUAACAAAAUUAACUGCAGACAUUGAUUACUGGAAUAAGCCUGUGAAUCUAUCUACUCUAUACUUGCAUGUUUUAUUUCAUAUUAAGGAAUUCUUCUUCAGAAAUAUUUGUUGUUUGAUUUUUUUUUAAAUUUAGUCGAGAUAACACGUUUAGCUGAACUUUUCUUUUUUUAAAUUUUUUUUCCCGCAGUGCUUUUUAAAAUAAUUAAAUAACACACGUUUUUUGCAAUCAUUUAUUCGUCCACCUCUGACAAAGUGGAAUUGCAACCUAAUAGCGUCCAUCGGAAAGAAAAAGCAGAUGUUUGAUGGGUUACAAACUGUUUUUACUUGCAAUACUAAUAUAUUCCCACAUGUAACAAAAACACGUCCUUUGACUCGGCCAUGUUUUCGUUGCUGAAAAAGAAAAAUAUGGCAAUAUUUUUUCUUUCCUUUUUGCAAUUUUCUUCGUCUCUCUCUCUCUCUCUCUCUCUCGGUGAAUGUGUCGAGGUUAUAUAAUUUCCCUAGACGCUACACUAUACUACUCUGUCCACGCUGUUCAAUGUGUCUCAUCAUCUUUUAAAAAAAAAAACAACAAAUAACCAAACUGGUAGAUCACUUACUAAUUCGACGCUUUCAAUGUAAAUUCACUGUGUCAUUUCUUCUUUCAAACUGUAUUCCUUUAUUAUAGUCGUUUCAGAACUCACCUGUCAGAGUUGGAAAAUAUAUAUCUCAUAACUGUUUA
This is a messenger RNA of Daphnia pulicaria, 1663 nucleotides long. Its product is annotated as ITG-like peptide. The transcript has 5 exons. Lineage: Eukaryota; Metazoa; Arthropoda; Branchiopoda; Diplostraca; Daphniidae. The record is from RefSeq and is a predicted model, not a curated record. Bases 114 to 806 code for a protein of 230 amino acids.